Phyllotreta striolata is the source of this 771-nucleotide messenger RNA. The record is from the annotation of a GenBank genome assembly. Lineage: Eukaryota; Metazoa; Arthropoda; Insecta; Coleoptera; Chrysomelidae.
AUGAAUCUCACAACAAUCCUAACUCUCACCUUUUCCUUGGUGAGUUUGCAGAUCUGCGCGUCAAAGGAGCUACUACAAGACCAAAUUCAAGAAUGCCAAUCUCAUCCAGACAGCAAGUUACCCGACGAUGUAUUAUACAAAGUUCUAGGAGGAGAAUACGCUGACCAUCCCAACAUGGCCGGUCACAUCUUCUGCAUGUACAAAAAACUAAACAUCAUGAAAGAAAACGGUGAAAUCGUGAAAGAUGAAGUCAUCAAUAACAUUCGAAAAACGUUUCACAACGAUAUCGUGAACAUGGUCGCCGUCUCCGAUUAUUGCACGAAGAAUUCCACAGCGGACACUAACGUAAAAACCGCCUUAAACCUCUACCGAUGCCUCUUCAAGUACACAAACCUUGCCAAGGAACUGUGGAAUCGCGGCAAGCAGCUCCAAAAGGUAGAAAACGAGUGCCAAGCUAAUCCAUCAACGGCUAUGAACAUUACCCAAUUCCUGAUCGAAUUGCGCUCUGAUACGCCGGAACUCAGCACUCCUCUAACUAAUCACAUAUUGUGCUUCGCCAAGAAGAGCAAAAUGAUGAAUGAGGACGGAAAAUUGGAUGUGUCGAUGAUCAAAGAAGACCUUAAACUUUUCGGUUAUCCUGAUAAUGAAAUCGACAACAUUGGAACGAAAUGUGUACAAGAGCACAUACAUGAUUCCAAAGAUACUGUUCAUUUGAAAUUAUUCAAAUGCUUCAGCAAGUACUGGCAUUACCUGUAUAUUCCAUCGUCAUAA